UCUCUUAUAUUCCUAAAGAAACCCUAAACCAUCGUACCUUUGAAUUUCGAACCAAAAUGAAAUUUUCAGUGACGCCAAAACUCGAAAUUUUCAGACACACCGAUUCAUUUUCGAUUUCAUUUUCGAACCUUCCUUGCAUUGUCUACCCAUUAUACAUAAACAUGUCAACAAUCUUUCUUCUUCACCCAAAACUCCAAUCUCAUCUUCUUCCAUCUGUCUGUUCUCUCCCUCUCUUCCAAAUUCACGCCUCAGAAGGAACAAGAUGGAGACUCGUGCCGCUUCAAAGAGAAAGGCAAACAGUAUAGUCUUGGUCCAAAAACAACACCCCAAAAGGCAUAGGGUUUCCUUCGCUCAAAAUCCUCCCAAAGAGAAAUUGCAAGAUGCCAAGAAGCCAUCUCCCACAACCACCCACUCUUCUUCCCCCCAUAUAGGUGAAUCUCUUGUUUCCGAUGUCUACGAGUAUCUUCAUGAGAUGGAGAUGCAGAAAAAGAGAAGACCAAUUGUUGACUACAUUGAGAAAGUUCAGAAACUGUUUACGCCAACCAUGAGAGGAAUCUUGGUGGAUUGGUUAGUAGAAGUGGGUGAGGAGUACAAGCUUCUCCCGGACACUCUUCAUCUCUCUGUUUCAUACAUUGAUAGGUUUUUGUCUGUUAAUCCUGUCACUAAAUCCAGACUUCAGUUGCUGGGUGUUUCCUCCAUGCUCAUUGCAUCCAAGUACGAGGAAAUCGAUCCACCCUGUGUGGACGACUUUUGCAGUAUCACCGAUCACACAUAUGACAAGGAAGAGGUAGUUAAGAUGGAAGCUGACAUAUUACAGUCACUCAAGUUUGAAAUGGGAAAUCCUACUGUGAACACCUUUCUCAGGCGGUUUGUUGAUGUUGCUUCUGAUCAUGAGAUGACUCCAAAUUCACAGAUUGAAUUUUUGAGUCAGUAUCUUGCUGAGUUAAGUUUGCUGGAUUAUGAUUGUUUAAGAUUUUUGCCUUCUGUUGUGGCAGCAUCAGCUGUAUUUCUUUCCAGAUUUAUUAUCUCGCCUGAAGUACAUCCAUGGAGUCAUUCUUUGAGUGAAUGCUCAGGUUACAAACCAGCUGAAUUGAAAGAAUGUGUCAAAACCUUGCAUGACCUGUACUUGUUACGAAAAGCAGCAUCCUUCGAAGCUGUCCGGGAUAAGUACAAGCAGCAAAAGUUCAAAUGCGUUGCAAACCUGUCUUCCCCUCCUUAUGUACCAAAUUCUUACUUUGAAGACUUCUAAAGAUGCAUAGAACUCAAUUAACUUAUUAGAUUGUACAGUUUCUUGUCAUCAUUGAGGCUUUGAAGGAAACACAGCACGCAAUUUUGAUGGUUACUGCUGAACAAUUGUGAUAGUCUUUCAAUAGCAUGUACUAGGAAAAUUAUGGUGUAGGAUGAGGUCAAAAUUGUAUAAUUCAUUGCUUAGAAAUUUAUACGAACAAAGUUACCUUGUGAAAAAUCGUCUUUGGCAUCAUUGAUCCAAGUGAUGGUUGCAAUCUUGGGAGACUUUGUGCUUCAACCAAUAAAGAAUGGGGCUUUUACUUUGUUUUUAGACAGCAAACCAGGGGUGUUGAUCUUGGGAUCUAAGGAUGUUGUCAUCAAUAAAUUUUAAUUUUUUUUAUCAUUUGUCAAGCUGUGGUCAU
Vigna unguiculata (cowpea) is the source of this 1649-nucleotide messenger RNA. Its product is annotated as putative cyclin-A3-1 pseudogene. The record is from RefSeq and is a predicted model, not a curated record. Lineage: Eukaryota; Viridiplantae; Streptophyta; Magnoliopsida; Fabales; Fabaceae.